Molecule: messenger RNA, 2101 nt
Organism: Cornus florida
Lineage: Eukaryota; Viridiplantae; Streptophyta; Magnoliopsida; Cornales; Cornaceae
Exons: 3
Coding region: 591-1670 (359 amino acids)
Source: RefSeq, a predicted model, not a curated record
ACAAACCUUCAAAAACAAAGAAAAAAAAAAAGAUGAAAGUAUAGAGCACGAAAAAAAAAAGCACACAGUAAAAAAAGUAAAGAAUAUCAAAAGAAAAAUUAUAUUAAAAUUAAUUAGGACAUUAUAAAAUAAACAAUAUGAAAAGAAAAAUUAUAUUAAAAUUAAUUAGGACAUUAUAAAAUAAAAUUAAUUAGCAUCUUGUGAUUUCACCACCCUUUCAAUAUUAGUACCGUAAUAACUAUAUUUGGCUUACCGUGUAGGCUGCGUAUAAAUGAUCACGCAAAAAUUCUUUCCGACAAAAACGCAGAGAACCGUACAAACACCUCUCCCCGGAGAAGAGUGCCCAACGUCGAUUUAGAGAGAGAAAGAGGGUAGAGAGAAACUUCAGACACGUCCCAGAUCUAGGGUUUGUCACCCCUAAAUUCGGUCGCCUGGUUCAAGGAAGAUUGAGUUGUUCAUCGUUCAAUUUUGUUCUCAAAUGUCGCCUUAUAGAUAUGAGUUGUUAAUUUUGCAUUAGGGUUCUAAAUUUCGAAUGGAGGGUAGAGAAAAAUAAGUGGAGGAUUAGGAAUUGGUUCGAGACCGUUGAUCGAAUGUCGUCAAAGCUUUCGCCGGUAUCGUCUCCUCCUCCUUCUUGUUGUUCGGGUGGUGGUGGUGUUGGUCUCGGUGUCAAUUAUAUUGAACACCAGGUUUCUAAGAUGGAUACACUCGCUGGCAUUGCAAUCAAAUACGGUGUUGAGGUGGCUGACAUUAAAAGGAUAAAUGGCCUGGUGACAGAUCUUCAAAUGUUUGCACUCAAGUCACUGUACAUACCAUUGCCAGGGAGGCACCCGCCAUCUCCCAUUAUGUCAAAUGGAAUUGAUGCUGCCGGGCCGAGCAGCACGGAACAAACCUCACCCAGCCAGAGGCACAUCAAUUUUAUUGAAUCAUUUCAGACACUCAAAUUAAAUUCAUCUUCUCAGCGAAAGGUUUCUCAAGCCAUGAGCAAUUUACAGAGGCAUUAUGGUCUAUCAACAGAUAAAGAAACUGCAUCAGAAGAGCUUGAAAUGGCCGUCCUUCGGAAAGGAAGUGCUCAUUAUUUAGAGGAUGGACCAUUUGCUGAACGUUCUCCUCUUUUUAACUCCCCUCUAAAUUCUCAUGGAAAAUUUAAAAGCUCAGUUAAUCGUUUCUUGUCAGAGAACGGUAAAAUGGCCAAUGACGGGUCAGUAGCAGAAGCUACAGAUGGUAACUCUGAUAACUGGAAUGAUAAGUCGUUCAGAAGGUGUCAGAAAUCUGAUGCCGACUUUACUUCCCGUACCCCAGAAAUGCUACUGAAGGAUGAUAACAGCAGUGGUGGUAGUUUUUUGGCUAUUAAUGGAAAGGGUUUAGCCCUGAGGCCCAAGACAGCCAACCGAACCGCUUUAGGGUCAGAUGCGGAAGGAGGUUCGUCAAACCCCAUUCCUGCAGCUGUGGGGAAUUUUCUUGUAAAUGAUCACUUAAAUGGAGUAAGGAAGUCCUCAAGUACAUCAAGUUUGCAGGAUAAAGACACUAGUACGGCUUCCAUCUGGCCAACAUCAAAAUGGAGUUUGAAGACAGAUUUUCAGGUCCUUUCUGCUGCAGCCAUGAAAAGGCCAAUCUUUGAUGGCUUCCCGAGUGCAAUAACGGGUCGAAGGAACAAAGCUGCACUUGAUUAGUAAAGUAUCUUCAACUGAUCCAAUUUUUACUCAAUUCAUUUUGUUUCAUACUUCAUCAGGCCAACUAUCAUUAAGGGGAGAGAGAGGAGGAGAACGAAAACUCGAGAAGUAAAACACUUCAUAGAUCUUUUUUUUGAUAUAGUCAUUUUCCCGCCAGAAAAAUGUUCUACACUAUUCUUUGUGGAUAUUGUACUACGAGCCAGAAGUGGAGGACUGGGAGAAGUGGAGCAAUGUGUGCUUCGAGUGCAUCCCACAAAACCUUUGCUUCUGAUAGGUUUUGUUCAGAGCUCUUUUUGUCAUUUCCAAACCUCAUAGAGAAUGUAUAUUUCAUAUUUAUAUCUCUUUUGUUUGGAAAUGCCGGAAAGGAUGUUGUAAUAUAUGUAUAUGUAUAUGUUUUACUUUUAUUUUUAUUUUUAUUCAGCUUUGUUUCU